This is a messenger RNA of Platichthys flesus (European flounder), 4066 nucleotides long. RefSeq names its product centrosomal protein 135 (gene cep135). Bases 205 to 3711 code for a protein of 1168 amino acids. NCBI's taxonomy places the organism in Eukaryota, Metazoa, Chordata, Actinopteri, Pleuronectiformes, Pleuronectidae. The transcript has 26 exons. The record is from RefSeq and is a predicted model, not a curated record.
CAGCGGCGCUCUUUUCAAAAGCCUUACCGCGGAAUCAAGUCGACUCUCGGGUUGUUUAUUAUCUAACUUCACGUUAAGAAUCACCGACGCUAUAAUGCAUCUCUUGCAAGUGUCUGUGGUUGAUGUAAAGUUACGUUGACGUCGGUGAAGCUGACGUUAGUUGCCGGGGAAACGCCAAGUACGCUUCAGUGUCCCCUCGCAGCCAUGAACAGCACCGCAGAGAGGAAGUUCGUCAACUUGAGGAAGCGACUGGAUCAGCUGGGCUACAGGCAGCCACUGGCAAUAGAGUCACUGCCGCUAGUGGAGAAACUAUUCAGUGACCUGGUCCACACGACUGAGAGCCUGCGCAAUGCCAAACUGUCAGCGGGUAAAACUGAAAAGGAAAGCCGGAACGUUGAUGCUCUUCUGGAGCCCUACAGGACAGACAAUGCCCGGGUGGUGAGGGAGAACAACGAGCUGCACCUUGAGCUGCUGAAGCUGAAGGAGGAGAAGGAGCGUGACACCAGAGAGCUCAAGACCCAAGUCAGGAAACUGGACCAUGACACCUCUGACCUGAAGUUUUUAAACAAUCAGUAUGUGCACAAGGUGCGCUGCCUGGAGAAGGACAGCAAGGCGAAAGCUGAGCGCAUCCAGCAGCUGCAGGAGAAGAACAUGCAAGCUGUGGUGCAGACACCAGGUGGAAAGAAGCGCAGUAUUCCUUUCAGACGUCAGAGGAUGCAGAUUGAUGAGCUCAUACCUCCCUCCUCUGCAUCAGCUUACCCUGCGUUGCAGACCGAUGAUCCAUACGUAGCUGACCUGCUGCAGUUGGCAGAUAGGAGAAUUCAUGAGCUGCAGGAAGACGUCAUAAAGGUCAAAUUAGACCUGGAAAAUGCUCGGGAAUAUAUAAAACACUUAAGUACUCAGGUAGAGCAGAGGGACAAAGAGAUCGAACGUCUGAACCGUGUUCUUCAAGGAGGACGUCCCCAUGAUGUCAUUUCCCUCGAGGCUCAGAACAUCAGCAACGAGAAACUUAUUUCUCAUCUUAACCUUCAGAUUGAGUACCUGCAGGAGACCAACAGGACACUGGAGCAGAAGGUAGAAGGACUGCAACAGAAGAAGAACAAUGCCUCAACUGAAGUGGCUAAUCUGUCCUUAAAGAAUCUGGAACUGUGUGAGGAGCUUACGCACAUCGACGACCUUGCGAAGCGGCUGGAGAUGGACAAAGAGCGGGUGUUGGAAACAGUUGACAUGGAACUGCAAGACACUAAAGAAGAGAUCCAGAAGCAACAGAGAAUCAUUGAAGACUUGGAGGAUGUUAUUGCCAAAUUAAGAAAGGAGCAGUCUGAAGGUGACUUUGAAAAGGACCGUCUAAGGGAUCAGCUCCUGGAGCUAAAAGAACAAAAUGAGAAAAUGGAGGGACUGGCUAAUUUCCUGGAUGGGGAGAAAAUCAGGCUGCAGGACAAAAUUGAGAAAGUGAUGUCAGCUGACAAAGACCUGGUGCUAGAGCUGGAAACCAUGCGGGCUAAACAUGGUGUUUGUGGAAGGGAACGCUCCCCGUCACGUCUGGACGCAUUUGUCAAGAGUCUAGAGGAGGAGAGGGAUUACUAUCGCCAGGAGGCUGAGCGCUACAAGAGGGCCAGAGGGACAGGUGGUCUGGACUUAAGCCCAAGUCGUAGUCCAGGCAGAGGAAGGAGUCCAUUGUUGAAACGUGCAACGAGGGGAGGUGAUGCCGAGGCCGAGCUGCUCCUUGUCCGACAGGAACGAGAUGAGUUGAAGGCUGCUCUCAUAGACUUUGAGAAGCACAUGGAGGACAUCCAAAACAAUGUGAAGGCCCUCUGCAAUGAGAGAGACCAUUUCAAAACCCAGUUUAAACAGACUCAAGAGGACUUAAAACUGGCCCAUAGCAAAGAUAUGUCAGCUGACGUCUUGGACCUGCAGGCAGAGCUUAAACUGGCAGAAAUCAAAAUCGAGCAGAUGACGGAUGAAAAAGACACACUCAUGGAAAGGUUAAAGGUUGCCCAAACUUCAGCUUCCACAGACAGACGGGGCGAGGAGAGGAGGAUUCUUAACCUGGAAAAUGCUAUUCAGAGUUUGGAGCAGGAGAGACUGGACCUGCAAUCCCAGGUGUGUCAGCUGAUGGAGAGCAGGGAGGCUGUGGGGGAGGAUCUGAAGGUUCAGGCUAAUGCCAUGGUGCAGAAUGCAGAGGAGGCGGCCCAGCAGAGGGCAGAGUCCAACGCUUUGAGGCUGCUACAGGAGCAGAUGGAACAGUCACUCUCUGACACCCAGCACAGACUGUCUAUCAAGAUGAAUGAGCUGCAUGAUGCCCAUCAGCAGAUUGAGAAACUGGAAGAGAGAAUAGAGGAGCUAAGUCAGCGAGGCUCCAAGCACAAGGAGGACGUGGCUGCUCUUCAGAAGUCCAUCUCUGCCCUGGAUAGAGAGAAAGAUGCUCUGCAGGAUGAAGUUGAUCAAAAGACGGAAAAGCUGGUUGCUAUCGAGGAGGAGUUUUCCAAAAAAGAAAAGACCCUUGAAGAAGUGAAACAUACCAUUCUAAACUUGGAUACCUCUUUAGCUCAGCUGCAGGGGGCCUUAAACAGCCGCGAGAGGGAGAUCAGCAGCCUGAGGAGACAGCUGGACGCCUCUCAGGAGGAGCUGAUUGCACUCAGGAGAGAGAAGGAAAUCACAAUCAGAGAGAACAGGAGGCUGCAAGGAGACCUGGCCACGAUGACCAGAGAAAACCAGGCUGUGCACAUGGAGAUGGAGGAGGCUAUGCAUGAGAAGGACGAACUGAAACUGAGGGUCCACUCAUACAUUUCUGAAGUGUCCAGAAUCGAAAAACUGAUGGCAACAAAGGAGCAGGAGAACAGGAACCUGCUGGAGCAUUUCAGAAUGGCUCACACUGAGGUGGAGGAGCGCGAGCAGAAGCUGCUGCAGUCUGAGGGCCUCAAUAACUCCAUCCGCCUGGAGCUGCUCUCUUCAGACACAGAGCGCAGACACCUCCGAGAUACUGUUGGCCACCAAGAGAGAGAAAUCCAUCAGCACACACAAGCGCUGCAGGCUUAUGAGGCCCAGGUAUCAUCGCUGGUUCGUGGGAUGUCCCGGCUAGAGGAGGAGCUACACAACACCCAGGAGGAGAAGGCAGCUCUCCUCUCAGAUCUGGCCUCUGUCAGGGAGCUCUGUGUCAAGCUGGACUCCGGCAAGGAGCUCACUGCCCGUCAGCUCACCUCCAAAAGCAUGGACCUGGAGAGGGUCACAGGAGAGGUGGAGGAUGUUCGGUCCGAGGUGGAGCUACUUAAGAAGCAACUGGCCAGUGAGCGGUUGACCGUCCGUAACCUGGAGACACUACUCUCCUCCAAUCGGCACAAAGAGUUCCAAACUCAUCUUACAGCCAGCGAAAGAGAGUCGGAGCUGAAAGUCCUUCGAGACAGGCUCACGCUGGCUGAUAGCAAAACUGCAGAGCAUGCCAGGGAGGUGUCCCAGCUCCGCGGUAAAGUGUCUCAGCUGCAGACCGAGAUGGACGUUCUGAAAAGACAGUUGACCACAGAACGCUUUGAACGUGAGAGGGCAGUCCAGGAGAUGCGCAAACAGGGUUUGUCUUUCUCAUCCCUCCAAAGCUCCUCGCCCCGCAGCGUCUCCUCCGGUUCUCAGCAAUUCUCCCCUGAAACCUCCAUCCUCAGAAGUCUUGACCGCUCAGCUGACAGGUCAGCAGACAAAAGUGUGAGCUUCAAGGAUUGAAGUCCAGAUGUGAUUGAUGAAGGCCUUUAUAAACCUGAGAAAUAAUUAGCACAUAGCAUUCCUCUGUGCCUCUUCAUUUCCAAGUCCAGUCUGAAGGACCAAGGAUAAAAAAAUGUGUUCCUACAUUUAAACAAACUGUGACCUAACUUUUCCAUCAGUAUCUUGUACAGCCACUAAUAGAUUAAACUAAUAGAGGAUUUAACUUUAUGAAUGAGUUAGUCCCUCAGAAAUCCAUUUUUCAUCAACAACCUCACACACAAUGUAGCAAGAGAAGUGUCUGUUCACCCCUGUUGUAAUAUUCAUUUCCCUGUUUUUUAUAAUGUCUAAAUUAUUUAAUAAUUCACAAAAUAAAAUG